UAUAGUAAUGCUAUAUUUUAGCCCUCUUGUAAAGUUGAACAUGUUUAGAGGUGAUUGAAACUCAAAAUGUGAUUCCGAUGUCGACGUUUAAAGUUAGAGCUACCUGCUCAUUAGAAUGACCCAAUUUUUAGCGGGAAGAAACUUAUGUUGACAUUGCGAGAAAGAAAACGAUGCCAGGGAAGACGAUACCGCCGAUCACUCCUGAAAUCGUAGAGAAAGUCAAAGAGUUGGAGGAAGAAUUCGAAGAUGGUGACAUUACUGAGAAGGGAUACUGGAAGAAAAAAUGCAAGUUGUUUGAUGGGUAUCUACCCGAGGAAGUCAGCAAGAUCAUCACAGGCCUGGAGAAAGGACUGAAGGAAAAAAUCAUUACAGAGAAAGGGUAUUUCAAGAACCUUAGGAAAGUGUUUGACAAAGUAUACGAUAGUGAACGGGGCAAACUAAUUGAGACUGAGGGAUCCAGUAAAAAGACGGGGAUAGAUCUGAUCCAGUGCGAGAAUGGCCAAGGUCAAAAUGGGGACAAUGGGGAAAGCGAGUCAGUGAAGGAGGCCGACAGUGAGAGAAAGAAGGACAAAGAGGAAGACAAGAUGAGAGACAAUGCAAACGGAGAAGAAGAGGAGAAGAUGGAGGUUGAAGAAACCAAGAGUACACCCCCAAAAGACAAAACAGACAAGAAAUCAAGAAAACUGGCCAACCAGCCAUCAAUAACCGCCAUGUUUACAAGAACUCCAGGGAAAAGGAAGUCUAUGGCUGAUGAUGACAAGAGCCUCACUGACACAGAUCAAGAAAAGGAAGUGAAGAAAGUGAAACUAGAAGAUGAGCCCGCAGACUCCAAGGACUCUGGGGAGAUAAAGAGACAGGAGGAGGAGGUGCGGUCCAAAGCCCCACCCCCCAGGUGUCGGGAGUGUAAACAGCUCCUGGAGGACCCAGACUUACGGAUGUUUCCCGGCGAUCCCGACUCUGCUGUGGAGGAAUUUAUCGCUCUGACUGACCCAAAGCUAUCUGUGUUCACUGGGGAGGAGGAGGAAAUUCACUCCUAUGAUGAACGACCGCAGCAUAAAAUCACCAAUUUCAGUGUGUACGACAAGAAUACCCACCUGUGUCCCUUUGAUACCGGGCUGAUUGAGAAGAAUGUCUUUCUGUACUUCAGUGGUGUGGUCAAGCCAAUCUACGAUGAAAACUCCAGCCCCGAAGGUGGCAUUCGGGCGUGUAAGAUGGGCCCUAUCAAUGAAUGGUGGACAGCGGGGUUUGACGGGGGAGAGAACGCCCUCAUUGGCUUCAGUACAGCUUAUGCCGAGUACAUUCUGAUGUCCCCUAGUGAAGCUUACAAACCUUACAUGGACACCAUGAGGGAGAAAAUCCACAUGAGUAAAGUGGUGAUAGAGUUCAUGCAGAACAAUCAGGAGGCUACCUACGAAGAUCUCCUCAACAAGAUCCAGACUACAGUGCCCCCUACAGGACUGUCCAGCCUCACCGAGGAUUCCCUCCUGAGACACGCCCAGUUUGUCCUGGAUCAGGUCCAGAGCUAUGAUGAGGCCGCGGAGGAGGAUGAGGGUCUCCUGAUCACCACCCCCUGUAUGAGGGCCCUCAUCAAACUGGCAGGGGUCACACUCGGAAAGCGCCGUCAGAUGAGAAAGGAACUGAGGAAAACAAAGGACAAGGUUAAGAAGCCUGCGUUCACUAUGGCCACCACAACGAGGCUGGUGACCCAGAUCUUUGACAGUCUGUUUCAGGGUGAGAUUGAUGACAAGAGUGGGCAGGGAUCCAAGCGACGGAGGUGUGGGAUCUGUGAGAUUUGUCAACAACCAGACUGUGGAAAGUGCACUGCUUGUAAAGACAUGGUCAAGUUUGGGGGAUCAGGGAAGGCCAAGCAGGCCUGUAUCAACAGAAGGUGCCCUAAUAUGGCCAUGAAAGAAGCAGAUGAAGAUGAUAUUCUAGAUGAUGAUGAUACCGAUGAAAAACUAGAAACAAAGGAAAACAAAGACUCUCCCUCCACCAAAAAACACAAGACAGUCCUGAACACCAAGACAAAAUUAUCUUGGGUUGGUGACCCAGUUCUCCAGGAUGGAAAGAAUUCCUACUACUCGGCAGUACUGAUUAAUGAUGAAAAGGUGUCCUUUGGAGACUUCAUCUCCAUCAAACCUGAGGAUGUGGCCAUACCUGUGUACAUCGCCAUGGUGAAUUACCUGUGGGAGAACGCCAGCGGUAACAAAAUGUGUCACGUCCAGUGGCUCUGUCGAGGCAGUGACACCAUUCUAGGAGAGACGGCCGAUCCAUUGGAACUCUUCUUUGUUGAUGACUGUGAAAGCAUCAAACUGGAGUCAUCGCUCAGGAAAGUCAAAGUUUUACACAAGGAAACGUCCCCUGAUUGGUUCAUGCAGGGAGGGAUAGAACACCCAGAGAAAGAGUUCCCCAUAGAAGAUGACAGCAAUACUUUCUACUAUCAGAAAUGGUAUGACCCAGACUUGGCCCGGUUUGAGGACAUCCCGACCUCAGACAAACCGAAGGACCAGCGACAUCACAAGUUCUGUCUGACCUGUGACAGACUCGAUCAACUCAGGAAGAAAGAGAACCCGAGCCUGGGCCCUGAGAUUGAAAGCGAGGACUCGAGCACCACUCGUACAUUUUACAGCAGUGUGGGGAGGGACGGGUUUGAGUACAAGGUCGGAGACUGCUGCUACAUGGAGCCCAGUGCGUUCGGAUUCAAUGUCAAGCAGCCCCCCGCCAAGAAAGUCAAAACUGAGAGGAAAGAGGUGGACGAGGAGCUGUAUCCAGAGGGGUACAGGAAGGGGGACUACAUCAAGGGCUCCAACGAGUCCGUACCCGAGCCCUUCAGGGUCGGACGCAUACUGGCCAUCUUCUGUAAGAAGUCCUCUGGGUCAAAGAUUGCUAACCUUGGAGAAAUUAAGGUCAAGGUGGCAAAAUUUUACAGACCGGAGGAUACACACAAGGGGCCCUCAGCGGGGUAUCACACGGAUAUGAACAUGCUCUACUGGUCCGACGAAGAGGCUACUGUUGAUUUCAAGUUGGUGAAAGGAAAAUGUCAAGUGACGUAUAGUGAGAAUCUGAGAAGCCUAGAGGAGUACUUAUGUGGGGGCCUGGACCGAUUCUACUUCACCGAGGCCUAUGACUCGGAGACCAAGAUGUUUGAAGAGCCACCCAGACAGGCUAGGGUGUCCGGGGGAAAGGGUAAAGGGAAGGGCAAGGGAAAGGGCAAAAGUUCUGGUCCAUCAGCAGAGGAAGAUGCGAGGGAACCAAAGAAGCCAACCUACCGACGAUUGCGGACUCUGGAUGUUUUUGCUGGCUGUGGAGGAAUCUCGGAGGGUUUCCACCAGGCUGGUAUUGCUGAGUCAUGCUGGGCGAUUGAGAAAGAAGAGCCGGCCGGUCAGGCGUUCCGCCUCAAUAACCCUGGCUGUACCGUGUUCACAGACGAUUGUAACGUCCUCCUGAAACUUGUGAUGGAAGGAGAGAAGCAGAAUGAGAUGGGUCAGAAGUUGCCCCAGAAGGGGGAUGUAGAACUGUUGUGUGGGGGUCCCCCCUGUCAGGGGUUCAGUGGCAUGAACCGGUUCAACUCUCGGGAAUACUCCCGGUUCAAGAACUCGCUCAUCGCCUCAUAUUUAAGUUACUGUGAUUACUAUCGACCCCGAUUUUUUUUGCUGGAGAACGUACGUAACUUUGUAUCGUUCAAGCGCAGCAUGGUUCUGAAGCUGGCGCUGCGCUGCCUCACUACGAUGGGAUACCAGUGUACGUUUGGAGUUCUCCAGGCCGGGAGUUACGGAGUCCCGCAGACACGAAGAAGAGCCAUUAUACUAGCAGCAGCCCCUGGCGAAAAGCUGCCAUUUUUUCCUGAACCUCAGCAUGUUUUUGCACCAAGAGCCAUGCAACUCUCAGUUCAAGUCGAUGAUAAAAAAUUUAUGUCCAACAUCACCAGAAUGGAGUCGGCGCCAUUCCGCACAAUCACAGUGAGGGACACAAUGUCCGACCUCCCGGAAAUCAGGAACGGGGCCAAAGCCGAGGAGAUCUCCUACCAGGGAGACCCACAGUCUCACUUCCAGAGAAUCAUUCGAGGCAAGCAGCACCAGCCGAUUCUCAGGGACCACAUAUGUAAGGAGAUGAGUCCUCUAGUGGCGGCCAGAAUGCAGCAUAUCCCUCUGGCCCCGGGCUCGGAUUGGAGGGACCUUCCGAACAUCGAGGUCCGUCUCUCUGAUGGAACGAAGACCAAGAAACUGCAGUACACCCAUCAUGACAAAAAGAACGGCAAGAGUUCGGACGGCUCCCUAAGGGGGGUAUGUUCCUGUGCUGAGGGUAAGGCGUGUGAGACGAUGGACCGUCAGUUCAACACCCUGAUCCCCUGGUGUCUCCCCCACACAGGAAACAGACACAAUCACUGGGCCGGGCUGUACGGGCGGCUACAGUACGACGGGUUCUUCAGCACCACUGUUACCAACCCAGAACCCAUGGGGAAACAGGGAAGGGUUCUCCACCCAGAGCAGCACCGGGUGGUCAGCGUCAGGGAGUGUGCCCGCUCCCAGGGGUUCCCUGACACCUACAGAUUCUUUGGCAACAUUCUGGACAAACACAGACAGAUCGGUAAUGCUGUUCCACCUCCCAUGGCUCGGUUCAUCGGACUGGAGAUUCGAAAGUCGCUGGAAUGGAAGACCGCUGAUCAGCCAGACAUAGAAACAGAGACAGAGGUAAAAGGUGAUGUGAAGAUGGAGGUCAAGGUUGCUGAGGGGUCACCUUGUAAGCCGGGCUCUUCCCUGAAUUAACAGUUGCAUGGACGUGAUAAGAAACGUGAAGAUUUCCGAAAUGUGAAAAAGAAGAAUCUUGGAUGAAAUAAACCGACGAUUUGGAGGAACACGCUUUCAGCCAUCAUAUGUAAUGGUGUCGCCAAUGAACCUGACAAAAAUUGAAAGUAAAUUUAAUCAUGAGUCAUUAAUUAAAGUGCCGACGUUAGUAUCAAUCUUAUGGACUGUGAUAAUGAAGUAGUAGAGGGUACAGAUUUUACACUAAGUUAUUCAAGUGCUACGUAAGAUGUUUGUCAUGGAUAUUCUUUCUUCAUGGAACAGCGUGAAAUGUUGUGUCCUGUCAUUUUCUUUCUCGAAUGAAAUUUAACAAAAUAAAAAUGACUACAAGUCAAUUCAUUAUAUCUGUU
Molecule: messenger RNA, 5152 nt
Organism: Magallana angulata
Lineage: Eukaryota; Metazoa; Mollusca; Bivalvia; Ostreida; Ostreidae
Product: DNA (cytosine-5)-methyltransferase PliMCI-like
Exons: 38
Coding region: 171-4766 (1531 amino acids)
Cellular component (GO): nucleus
Molecular function (GO): DNA (cytosine-5-)-methyltransferase activity; zinc ion binding; DNA binding
Source: RefSeq, a predicted model, not a curated record